GAAAGCAGGAGAAUCAAACAGACAAACAGACAAACAAAAGAUCGUCAGAUUUGCUUUCUUGAAAUUCAUUAAAUUGGUUUAUCCACGCAUUUACAUAUACUCAUACUUUUGUCUUGUAACCCAAAAUAAAACACCCCACCCGCUUCUUCAAGAGUAACAGCAAGAGUAAGAGCAACAAUGGUGGGCAUUGAUUAUUGGAGAGUAUGGGUUACUGGAUUGCUAGUUUUGAGUGUAAAGAUAUCAGCUUUGCCACUCUCACCAUGUGGGUUUCCAGCAAUUUAUAACUUCGGCGACUCCAACUCAGACACUGGUGGCAUUUCUGCUGCUUUUGAGCCAAUCAGAGCUCCUUAUGGUCUGCCUUUCUUCCAUAAACCUGCUGGUCGAGAUUCCGAUGGCCGUCUCAUUAUCGACUUCAUCGCUGAGAGGUUAAACUUGCCCUACUUGAGUGCAUAUCUGAAUUCUAUUGGAACAAACUAUAGGCAUGGAGCUAAUUUUGCUACCGGAGGUUCAACCAUUAGGAGGCAGAACGAGACCAUUUUUGAGUAUGGCAUUAGUCCAUUCUCUCUUGAUAUGCAGAUUGUUCAGUUUGACCAGUUCAGAUCAAGGACUGCUGAUCUCUACAAUCAAGUGAAGGGAAGCCCUGAAGCAGACAGACUGCCUAGACCUGAGGAAUUUGCAAAGGCUCUUUACACUUUCGAUAUUGGCCAGAACGAUCUCUCUGUUGGGUUUAGAAAAAUGAGUCUUGAUCAGCUUACAGCAACAUUGCCUGAUAUCAUUAACCAGUUGGCUACAGCAGUCCAACAUCUAUAUGAACAAGGAGGGAGGGCAUUUUGGAUACACAACACAGGCCCAUUUGGUUGUUUGCCGGUUAAUCUGUUCUAUGUCGGCUCAAAUCCAACUCCUGGUUAUCUCGAUGAACUUGGCUGUGUCAAGGCUCAAAAUGAGAUGUCUGUGGAGUUUAAUAGCAAGCUUAAGGAUAGAAUUAUCAAGUUAAGAGAAGAGCUUCCUGAAGCUGCAAUCACAUAUGUGGAUGUUCAUGCUGCUAAGUAUCAACUUAUCAAGAAUGCAAAGAGUUUAGGAUUAGCGGAUCCACUGAAGGUCUGCUGCGGAUAUCACGAAAAAUAUCAGCAUGUAUGGUGUGGGAAUAAGGGAAUGGUUAACGAUACUGAAACGUACGGUGCCUCCUGCAAAGACCCUUCGAUGUUCAUAAAUUGGGAUGGUGUUCAUUACACUGAGUUCACAAAUCAUUGGGUUGCUAAUCAUACACAUAAUGGGUCACUGGCUGAUCCUCCAGUUCCAAUUACUCAUGCAUGCCAUAGAAAAUGAGUGGAAGAAGCAGGUUAUUUUGUUACAUUUUUUAUAAUUGGUAGCUCAUCAUCAGCAACCACUAAAUUUGUAACCUGCACACAUGAAUAAAUGUCUUAGUCUUUCAUGGUUGAAUACAGCAAAAAUGAAACUUGUCAACAAUAAAAAGAACUCAUCAAGGAAAGUGAUAGAUUUGCAGAAGCAUAGCAAGAGAAGGUGCAAUCGAUGUACUGAAUUAAGGACCAUGUUAACCCUGCAUAUUUAUCAAAGUCAUCAAUACUGCCAUGUUAUAUUCAACCGGUUCAACCACCGGAA
Molecule: messenger RNA, 1620 nt
Organism: Mercurialis annua (annual mercury)
Lineage: Eukaryota; Viridiplantae; Streptophyta; Magnoliopsida; Malpighiales; Euphorbiaceae
Product: GDSL esterase/lipase At5g14450-like
Exons: 5
Coding region: 178-1326 (382 amino acids)
Molecular function (GO): hydrolase activity, acting on ester bonds
Source: RefSeq, a predicted model, not a curated record